GGCUGCCGGGGAGCCAAUCCUGACGUGCUCCUCCCUCCGCUCUCAGCGCCGCCCUCGCCGCUGAUUGGUGGCGCCCUCCGCAGCGCCCGCCUCCUGCCUGCUGAUUGGGCGGUGCGGGCCGCGCCCCCUCGCCGGGCGGGGCAGCGGCGCAGCAUGGCGGCGGGGCCGGACGCGCUGGGCCUGUUCACGGCCAUCGGCCUGAGCGAGCCCAAGGCUCGCGAGACCCUGAAGAACGAGGCGCUGAGCGCGCUGCUCCGGGAAGCCGUGACCCAGGCACAAGGAAUCCUGGGCCCAACUGUUGACAAGGCGACUGGUACCCUCUUGUACAAUGUGGCUUCCCGGCUUAAGGACCAAAAGCGUCUUCAUUUCCUUGUGGGCUGCAUCACCAGCAGGAAGAUCCUCACAGACUUGCAGCUCAGUGCUGCCCUGGAGUAUGUGCGGAGCCACCCGCUGGACCCCAUCGACAUGGCAGACUUCGAGCGCGAGUGUGGCGUGGGGGUGGUCGUGACCCCAGAGCAGAUAGAGGAGGCCGUGGAGGCGGCCAUUAACAAGCACCGAGCUGAGCUGCUGUCGGAGCGGUACCACUUUAACGUGGGGCUGCUGAUGGGCGAGGCGCGCAGCAGUCUGAGGUGGGCGGAUGGCAAGAGCAUUAAGAACGAAGUGGACCUGCAGGUGUUGCACUUGUUGGGCCCAAAGACAGAAGCUGACCUGGAAAAAAAACAGAAGGCUGGGAAGGCCAAGCCGGCCGAGGUGGAGAAGCAGCAGAAGGCGGUGGAGGAGAAUGGAGGAGUGAUCCUGGAUACAAAGUCGCUGAUGGAGCAGCUGAGGGGAGAAGCCCUCAAAUUCCACAAGCCAGGUGAGAACUACAAGACAGAAGGCUACGUGAUCACACCCCACACCAUGGCCCUGAUGAAGCAGCACCUGGAGAUCACCGGCGGGCAGGUGCGGACGCGGUUCCCUCCGGAGCCCAACGGCAUCCUGCACAUCGGCCACGCUAAAGCCAUCAACUUCAACUUCGGCUAUGCCAAGGCCAACGGGGGCGUGUGCUUCCUGCGGUACGACGACACCAACCCCGAGAAGGAGGAGGAGAAGUACUUCACCGCCAUCCGGGACAUGGUGGAGUGGCUGGGCUACAAGCCACAUGCUGUGACGCAUGCCUCAGACUACUUCGACCAGCUGUAUGUGUGGGCCAUGGAGCUCAUCCAGCGGGGCCACGCCUACGUCUGCCAUCAGAGGGUAGAAGAGAUCAAAGGCCACAACCCUCCGCCCUCCCCAUGGCGGGAUCGGCCCGUGGAAGAGUCACUCCUCCUCUUCCAGGGGAUGAAGAAGGGGAAGUUUGAGGAGGGUGAGGCCACGCUGCGAAUGAAGCUGGUGAUGGAAGACGGGAAGCUGGACCCUAUCGCCUACCGCAUCAAAUACAUGCCACACCACCGAACUGGGGACAGAUGGUGCAUCUACCCCACGUACGACUACACCCACUGCCUGUGCGACUCCAUUGAGCACAUCACCCACUCGCUCUGCACCAAAGAGUUCCAGGCCCGGCGCUCCUCCUACUUCUGGCUGUGCAAUGCGCUGGGCGUGUACUGCCCCGUGCAGUGGGAAUACGGGCGCCUGAACCUGCUCUACACCGUGGUCUCCAAGAGGAAGAUCAUCCGGCUGGUGGAGGCGGGCGCUGUCAGGGACUGGGACGACCCGCGGCUCUUCACGCUGACGGCCCUGCGCCGCCGAGGUUUCCCCCCCGAGGCCAUCAACAACUUCUGUGCGCGGGUGGGGGUGACGGUGGCACAGACGACGAUGGAGCCCCACCUGCUGGAGGCGUGCGUGCGGGAAGCGCUGAACGAGUGUGCCCCCCGGGCCAUGGCUGUACUGGAGCCCCUCCGAGUCACCAUCACCAACUUCCCCACCGAGAAGGCCCUGGAAGUUCUUGUGCCCAACUUCCCAGCUGACGAGACCAAGGGCUUCCACAAAGUCCCUUUCCAGGCCACCAUCUACAUUGAGCACAGCGACUUCAGGGAGGUGAUGGACAAAGGCUACAAGCGGCUGGCACCCGGCCAGCCAGUGGGGCUGAGACACGCCGGCUACGUCAUUGCUGUCCAGAACGUCAUCAAGGAUGCUGGCGGGCAGGUGAUGGAGCUGGAGGUGACGUGCACCAAGUCAGACUCUGUGGAGAAGCCCAAAGCCUUCAUCCACUGGGUGUCAGAGCCACUGGUCUGCGAGGUGCGGCUCUACGAGCAGCUGUUCUUGCACAAAAACCCCGAGGACCCUGCAGAGGUGCCAGCUGGAUUCCUGAGUGACCUCAACCCCGACUCGCUGCAUGUGAUGGACAGCGCCCUGGCUGACAGAUCCGUCUGCUCCGCCAAGCCCUUUGACAAGUUUCAGUUUGAGCGGCUGGGCUACUUCUCGGUGGAUCCUGACAGCACGGAGGGGAAGAUGGUGUUAAACAGGACAGUGACGCUGAAGGAGGACCCUGGCAAGGUGUGAAGGAGCCACUGCUGCCACCUUGCUGUCUCUGGCUGUGCCCAGGCCUGUCCUAGGAGCACCUGGUCCCUCUGGGCAUGGGGAGAACGCGACCCAUGAACAAAGGGCCUGGCACAUGCAUGAGGCACAGCUGCCUUAACACAAGCCCUGUGGGGCUGGCGCAUGUCGCUGCAAUAAAUGAGCACUGGAGCCGC
This is a messenger RNA of Dermochelys coriacea (leatherback sea turtle), 2672 nucleotides long. It is a transcript of the gene QARS1, whose product is annotated as glutaminyl-tRNA synthetase 1. The record is from RefSeq and is a predicted model, not a curated record. NCBI's taxonomy places the organism in Eukaryota, Metazoa, Chordata, Testudines, Dermochelyidae. Gene Ontology annotation, molecular function: ATP binding; glutamine-tRNA ligase activity. Gene Ontology annotation, biological process: translation; glutaminyl-tRNA aminoacylation. The transcript has 24 exons. Gene Ontology annotation, cellular component: aminoacyl-tRNA synthetase multienzyme complex; cytosol; cytoplasm. Bases 154 to 2481 code for a protein of 775 amino acids.